AUGGCCUUAAAGGAUAGGACUAGUAUUUGGCGGCUUGCUUUUUUGUGUACGAUCACAUCUGUUGUUGGAGGGUAUAUUGGGUACUUAAUUGGUUAUGGACUAUAUGAAACUUGGGGCCAAAGCAUUAUAGAGUUUUAUGGCCUGAAAGAAUCAUUUGAAAAACUUCGAGAAGAUUUUUCUCAAUGGGGUUUUUGGAUUAUUGCCUUAAAAGGACUGACACCUAUUCCUUAUAAAGUUGUGACCAUUGCAAGUGGAGUGGCUGCAUUUGAUUUAUGGACCUUUACAUUUGCUUCAAUUAUCGCGCGAGGAUUUAGGUUCUUUUAUGUUGGUCUUCUUUUGUGGUACUUUGGCCCACAGAUACGAGACUAUAUAGAACGUAACCUAACAUUAGUGACAACAGUUGGUUUGGCGUUGCUGAUAGGGGGAUUCAUUGUCAUUAAGUAUCUUUG
Molecule: messenger RNA, 449 nt
Organism: Stylophora pistillata
Lineage: Eukaryota; Metazoa; Cnidaria; Anthozoa; Scleractinia; Pocilloporidae
Source: RefSeq, a predicted model, not a curated record